Molecule: messenger RNA, 1273 nt
Organism: Zychaea mexicana
Lineage: Eukaryota; Fungi; Mucoromycota; Mucoromycetes; Mucorales; Lichtheimiaceae
Exons: 2
Coding region: 1-954 (317 amino acids)
Source: RefSeq, a predicted model, not a curated record
AUGCCCGCCGCUAAAAUUGAUGAAGCAGUCGACCUCAAGCACUCGGAGAAGGCCGAAACGUUUGUUGGCCGUGUGACUUCGUCUAUCCCGAUCGUUCAGGAGAGUGUUUCGAACGUGCAAGCUUACGCCAACUCGACCUCGUUGGGCCGCAUGGCUUUGAACGCCAAACCACCCAAAUACGUCCAGACCUACUACGAGAGCUACGUCCAGCCCCACCUUGACCGCGCCGACGCUCUUGGCUGCCGAUCGCUAGACCUUUUGCAGGAGAAAUUCCCUGCUCCCAAGCAGCAAGCCAACGAGGGUCUUGCCCGUGUUGUCGACAAUAUGGAGACCAUCCUUGAGCGUUAUCUUCCUGCUGCGUCUGCCGAGGAGACCGAACACAGUAAAUCCAACGGCAACGGCACUACCGUCAACGAAAAGAGCAUCGACAGCAAGAGCGACAACCAGGGUGCACGUGUCUAUCGCUUGCUCAACACUGCCGCCACUCGCCUCACCAAAAACGUUCAGUCGCGCACGGUCAGCGCGGCUGCGACCAACGUUGUCGCUCUUCAAAGCAUGUUGAGCGUGUACGCCGAGGCUGCCAAACAGCGCUUCGUCAUGCCCGAAAAGACCACCGAGCAAAUCUGGCAGUUGACCAACCAGGUCACCACCCAGGUGUACUCUGUCAUGGAUUACUUCAAGCAGCAACCUCAAUCCGAAUGGCUCAAGGCCCGUGUUGCUUCGCUCGUCGAUAUCGCUGCCAAGCAAAUCGAGCUCGUGCGAUCGCAGUAUAGCCGUACCGAUAUUUCUGCUUACGAAAAAGCCCGUGGAGUCGCUCAAGGCUUGCAAGAUCAAGUGUUGCCCGUCUUGCAGACCAUCCAGUCUCAGAUCCAAUACUAUGCCGAGAAGACAGAGGUCAAGCGCUCCUUUGAGUACUUUGGUCUGAUGAAGUUGCCUACUGCUUCGGCUCAGUAAGAAAAGAGAAAAGAUAAUCGCACUAUCCUUUUUUCUUCUUCUUUCUUUCACCCGCUAUUCUACCUCUAUUACUGCUGCUGCUGCUGCUGCUAUCAUUACUACUACCUACUACUACUACUACUACUUGAUUCACACACACGCACACAUUCAACAACAGUGCCACAAUAACAGAAUCCAUCAAGCUCACAUCCCCCCACCUCCCUUAUCUUACUUAUAUGUAUUAUUUCUCUUCCUCACAGAUAUCACCGAACAAUGUACUACUUUGCUAUUAUUCAAUCCUUCAUAAAAUAUCCUUUAUCGGCCUUUUCCAUUUAAAAGA